AUGCCUGCUUGUGGUUGCCCCGAUGUGAAGCUCGAGAACGGCUCUGUCCGAGCUUGUGCUUGUACCCCUUGUGGAGCUGGAAACUUGGAUGGUUGCUCUUGCAACAAAGAAACUGGCUGUGGUUGUACCUCAAACGCCGCCGCUGGUUGUGUCUGCGGUGGUGACACUUGUUCCUGCAGCGAAUGUCCCUGCAAGACUGCGAGCAAAGGAUCUUGCUGCGCCUGA
Messenger RNA from Melampsora larici-populina 98AG31, 225 nucleotides. RefSeq lists its product as uncharacterized. The transcript has 4 exons. Bases 1 to 225 code for a protein of 74 amino acids. NCBI's taxonomy places the organism in Eukaryota, Fungi, Basidiomycota, Pucciniomycetes, Pucciniales, Melampsoraceae. The record is from RefSeq and is a predicted model, not a curated record.